AUGUGCGCAAAUCAUAUUUCGCUCACUAUUCCUGCAAUUCUUUCUAAGGAAUCUAGGACAUUAGCAUCAGGCUUUAUAGUUCCGAAUGAUUUUCAAUUCGAUUUGACAAAUGAACCAGGAGAUAUUUUUGCUCUUUUCGUUAAUAAAGUUAACCAGAGAAUUAGAACAAACUAUGGAGAUGCUUUUGAGUUUCCAGCACCACAAACACAUGUUGAUAUCUAUGAUUACCUUUUAUAUGCGCCCGUACAAUGCAAAAAUGUCAAUCGUAUUUCUCAAGUUAAUUUUGAAACCGCAAUCAUGGUUUGUAAGGCCAUUGUUUCAGGUGCAAUUCAAUAUGAACCUUCAUUCACAAGUCAGCAACAAGCGAAGUUUUACAAAUUCGUCGAAAAUCUGAAAGUUCAAAUGAUGAUCACUCCUCUUAUAUUUGAAAAUUAUGAAGAUGCUUUUUCAAAAAUUCCCACAAUGCAACGGGAGAUUGCGACAAUGCAACGAGAUAUUGCCACAAUUAAAAAUGAUCUCAGUAAAUUUGCAGAAACAAUCAAUAACUCAAUAAAUGACAUGUUACAUAGAAUACUUGACCAACAUGAAAGAAUAGUGGGUGAUUCCGUUUCAAAGAGUCGGCUUAUUGCUGCUUUGAAGCAGUAA
Trichomonas vaginalis G3 is the source of this 645-nucleotide messenger RNA. RefSeq lists its product as uncharacterized. NCBI's taxonomy places the organism in Eukaryota, Parabasalia, Trichomonadida, Trichomonadidae. Bases 1 to 645 code for a protein of 214 amino acids. The record is from RefSeq and is a predicted model, not a curated record. The transcript has a single exon.